CUGGCACGUCUUUUUCUGCUCUAUUCUUUUCCUUCCUGCUUAAAUUCAACCAAGCCAAUACUGUAUUUCGACGACUCCAGAGGAAUGGCGCCCAAUUCGUCAAGGGACUCGUCGCGAUAUGACGACGAGGUUGACCCUGCGGGCUUUUUCCAGGAAACUAGCGGACCCUCGAAGGCGCGCAAGAUCAGCAAGCCCAGCACCUCUGCGGGCUCCAGCGUCUCCGUCCACGACGCACAUGAGCUCGGCUAUGUGCCGAAGCGCUCCCAGAAGGAAGUGCGCAGUGCUGCUGCCCAUGGUCGUCUCACAGGGUCAAACCCCACCGACCCGUCGCUUCAGAUCCCCGAAGGAGCCCCCAACUGUCUGGAGGGCAAAAAGUUUGAUGCAGAGGACCUAAUCAAGCGGUACGGCGGACAGGUUGUUGGUUCGCCCGGCGCCACCAAGGUCAACAAGGCUAAGGCCGUGGGCACACCAGUGCUGUACUUGGACAGCCUUCUUGAGAUGGUUCGCGAGCAGCUGGCGGACACUCCGACUAGUGCCGAUGAGGAUGAGAUGGAGGUCGAUGAAGAGAAGGUUAUUGGGUUCCCGGCCAGCGAUAUGCCGACUCUGAGCAAGAAGACCUUCAACUACUCCAAGAUGAAGGCUGGUAAUGCCGCGCUGAACCCGGGCUCGAAGGAGGUCCCUGCGGGUCGGCCAGGGUGCUUUGAGGGAAUGACGUUUGUGGUCACUGGCAACCUUGAGUCGCUGAGCCGCGAGGAGAUGGAGGAUUUGAUCAAGAGCUACGGCGGACGUGUGACCAAGAAUGUCAGCAGUAAGACCAGCUACCUGGUUGUUGGUGAGGAGCCAGGGCCAAGCAAAGUCGAGAAGGCCAAGGUGUUCAAGACGUGGUGCCUGAGUGAGGACGAUGUGCUGGAGCUGAUCCGUGCCCUGCCGCAGCGGAUGGACCAUGCGCCCGCCGUAAAGUCUGAGACCAGCUUCAGCGAGCCAGAGGCCAUCGAUAUGGCUGAUGAGCCUAAUGUGAAGACUGAGCCUGGCCCAAGUGCGCCUGCAGGCAGGGGAGCAAGCAGCAGUGCUAGCAAGGGCAAGGAGCGCAUUACCUGCAGCCUUCCUGUGCCGGGUGUGGCCAGGACUCCAGCAAACUCGGAGCUGUGGACAGACAAGUACAAGCCCAAGAGCCUGGAUGACCUGUGUGGCCACAAGACGCAGGCGCAGGAACUCAUCAAGUGGCUUGGAAAAUGGGCCGAGGGGUAUAUCACUGAUCCUCGCGCUGUCCUGAUCUCUGGGCCGCCCGGAAUCGGCAAGACCACCGUCGCCCAUCUGGCGUCGAAGAUAGCCGGAUUCGACGUGCUUGAGCUCAACGCCUCGGAGCAGCGCAACAAGAAAUCCCUGCAGGAGGCCCUAGGCCCAGCGAUCGGCAACCGCAGCAUCCGCGAGUUCGACCAGCAUGCGCUGAGCAAGCUCGAGCACGACAAUGAUGAGCUGAACCCGGCGGACAAGAAGGCAGCCGGACAAAGCGGCAGGAAGAAGCUGGUCAUCAUCAUGGACGAGGUUGAUGGCAUGUCGGGCGGUGACCGUGGCGGCAACGCCGAGCUGAUCCAGCUCAUCAAGCGCACCAAGGUCCCCAUCAUUUGCAUCUGCAACGACCGCAGCUCACCCAAGGUGCGCACGCUGGCCAACUACUGCAAUGACAUGAAGUUCCGGCGGCCGUCAGCGGCGCAGAUGCAAGGGCGGAUGAAGGCCAUUGCCAAGAGGGAGAAUCUGCAGGUUGAGGAUAACGCGCUGCAGCAGCUGGUGGCGUCGACGCAGAACGACAUCCGCCAGAUCAUCAACCUGCUGUCGAGCUACGCGCUCAAGAGCUCGUCCAUGUCGUACCUCGACGGCAAGGCGUACGCAGCCAUGAACAAGAAGGAAGUGGCUGUCGGCCCGUUCGACAUCAUUGGCAAAUCGACCUGUAUUACCAACGACUUUUCGAUCACCCCGCUGUUUGUCCAGGAGAACUACAUUGACAACACGCCAAACACUGCGCGCACUGGCUCCAAGUCGCAGAAGGAGCUUGACCUGAGUACGCUAGACUGCCUGGCUGAGGCAUCUGACUACAUCUCGCAGGCGGAUGUCGUCGACAGCAAGAUCCGGGGAUCGCAGCAGUGGGGCCUGAUGCCGCUGCAUUCUGUGAUGUCAUGUGUGGGGCCGGCGUACCAUAUGCGCGGGUCUCACAACGGCAUGUACAGGUUCCCCGGCUGGCUUGGUCAGAACUCGAAGGGCGCCAAGACAGCGCGCCUGCUGCGCGAGAUCCAGGGCAACAUGCGGCUGCGUGUGUCUGUCGACAAGACCGAGAUCCGCAAGUCGUACAUCCCGGCCAUGGUGCCAGAGCUGACGCAGCCAUUGAUUGACAAGCACAUCGACGGCGCCGAUGCGGUUAUUGAGAUCAUGGACCACUACUAUCUGAACAAGGACAACUGGGACAGCAUGCUGGAGCUGCACCUCCACGGCACCGCAAUCCUGAAGCAAAUCCCGGCGCCGGUGAAGUCGUCGUUUACGCGCGAGUACAACAAGAGAUCGCACCCGAUCGCGUUCCAGUCGCAUGCAGGAGCGUCGGCAGCCCGGGCUGCAGCAUCAGCAGCCGCCAUCAAGCCUGACGACGAGGGCAUUGUCGACGAUGAUAUGGUGGAGGUUGAUGACGACGAAGACGACAGCGGCAGCGACGAGGAUGUGGCUAACGACAAGCUGAUCAAGCCGGCCAAGGCCAAGGGAAAGAGAAAGGCGCCGGCUGCGAGCAAGGCGUCGUCGUCCAAGAGAAAGACACCGGCCAAGUCCAAGGCCCGGAAGUGA
Molecule: messenger RNA, 2826 nt
Organism: Linderina pennispora
Lineage: Eukaryota; Fungi; Kickxellomycota; Kickxellomycetes; Kickxellales; Kickxellaceae
Product: DNA replication factor C, large subunit
Exons: 8
Coding region: 85-2826 (913 amino acids)
Biological process (GO): DNA repair; DNA replication
Cellular component (GO): nucleus; DNA replication factor C complex
Molecular function (GO): DNA binding; DNA clamp loader activity; ATP binding
Source: RefSeq, a predicted model, not a curated record